AUGGGUGGCAAGAAAGUCUGCGUCGUGGGUUCUGGCAACUGGGGCUCGGUCAUAGCCAAGAUCGCUGGCACCAAUGCGGCGCGGCUGAGCACCUUCGAGAACCAGGUGAACAUGUGGGUGCUGGAGGAGGAGGUGGGGGGCCGGCGGCUCACUGACAUCAUCAACACGGAGCACGAAAAUGUGAAGUACUUGCCAGGGUACAAGCUGCCCCCCAACGUGGUAGCAGAGCCAGACCUGCUGAAAGCCUGUGCUGGGGCUGACAUCCUCCUGUUCGUGGUUCCCCAUCAGUUUAUCGGCAAAGUCUGCGACCAGCUCAAGGGCCAUGUGAAGAAAGAUGCUGUCGGGGUGUCGCUCAUCAAGGGGGUGGAUGAAGGACCAGAUGGGCUGAGGCUGAUCUCAGACAUUAUCCAUGAGAAACUGGGAAUAGAGAUAAGCGUCCUCAUGGGGGCCAACAUUGCUAGUGAAGUGGCAGAAGAGAAGUUCUGUGAAACAACCAUCGGCUGCAAGAACAUGCAGCAUGGGCAGACGCUGAAGGAUCUGAUGCAGACACCAAACUUCCGGGUGACGGUGGUACAGGAGGCUGACACUGUAGAGAUCUGUGGGGCUCUCAAGAACGUUGUGGCUGUAGGAGCUGGUUUCUGUGAUGGGCUUGGCUAUGGAGACAACACGAAGGCUGCCGUGAUUCGUCUGGGACUGAUGGAGAUGAUUGGCUUUGCCAAACUCUUCUGUAAGGGCCCUGUCACCUCCUCCACUUUCUUGGAGAGCUGUGGGAUCGCUGACCUCAUCACUACCUGCUAUGGUGGCCGCAACCGCAAGGUGGCUGAGGCUUUUGCCAAGACUGGGAAGUCUAUCGAGCAGCUGGAGAAGGAGCUGUUGAAUGGGCAGAAGCUGCAAGGUCCCCCGACAUCUGCUGAGCUGCAUCGCAUCCUUAAAAGCAAGAACGCAGUGGAGAAGUUCCCCCUCUUCACAGCUGUGUAUCAGAUCUGCUACAAGGGCAAACCUGUUACUGAUAUCAUCAAGUGUCUCCAGAACCACCCUGAGCACAUGUAA
Messenger RNA from Haliaeetus leucocephalus (bald eagle), 1050 nucleotides. It is a transcript of the gene GPD1, whose product is annotated as glycerol-3-phosphate dehydrogenase 1 (soluble). Gene Ontology annotation, molecular function: protein homodimerization activity; glycerol-3-phosphate dehydrogenase [NAD(P)+] activity; NAD binding. The transcript is spliced from 8 exons. Gene Ontology annotation, biological process: glycerol-3-phosphate catabolic process; carbohydrate metabolic process. NCBI's taxonomy places the organism in Eukaryota, Metazoa, Chordata, Aves, Accipitriformes, Accipitridae. Gene Ontology annotation, cellular component: glycerol-3-phosphate dehydrogenase (FAD) complex; cytosol. The coding region runs from base 1 to 1050 and encodes 349 amino acids. The record is from RefSeq and is a predicted model, not a curated record.